GCAUAACAAGGAACCCCAUCCAGCAGCUCCUCCACCACAGAUUGCUACGCCAAAAAGCCACAGAACGGGGGAUUCUAUCUCACUUUCACCGCAGGACCUCCUGCGGAUUCCUUGGCACGUGUGCCAUCGCCAGAAACGGGUGACAGAGAGACAGCAGGGCUAGAAGAGAAACAGAGGAAAAGGCAGAAGGCUAUAAUCGACACCAGUUUACUGUCGUAACCGAAAGGCCACCACCCGUCUUUACUGUUAUUUUUUUUAAAAAAAAUCUGUCCUCUACCUCUCCUAGCACAUCCACCAUCUACGUCUACUCGAGUACAGGUUGCUGCCGUAUUCCUCGCCAUCUUUUCUCCGUUUUCCCCUCGUUUUGCCGCUGCUCAGCCUCUGCCCACAGUUUCGACGGCGACACAUCCGCCUGGAAUCUUGGGAUUUUGCUCCAGGAGUCCGUUUGGUUGCCCUAUCCUGCUUCCCCUACGGGUCUAAAUCUCAUCCGCACUCCGCCCGUUGAAACCAUUCCAAUUAUGGUAUCCGAAACCUUGGAGGGAAUGCCCUCCUUCAUGGGCAUGUCCAUGAAACACCUUUCACUCAUCACCUUGACUUUUCAAAAUUCAGCCCUCAUUCUCAUAAUGCAUUACUCCCGAAUUAUGCCAAAGACGUCUGCAAACCGGUAUUUUACUUCGACGGCGGUAUUUCUCAAUGAAGUGUUGAAGCUGUCGAUAUCCAUAUGGGUUGCUUACCUUGAACGGCGGAAGGUCGAUGGCCCGAAAGUCCCCGUUGCGAAGUCUAUAAAGCACCUAUGCGGUGAUGUGUUUCGGCCGGAUAACUGGAAGUUGGCUAUCCCGGCAUGUCUGUACACUCUGCAGAACAGCCUGCAGUACAUUGCCGUAUCAAAUUUGGAUGCUGCGACAUUCCAAGUUACCUACCAGCUCAAGAUCCUGACCACUGCGCUUUUCAGCGUUUUGAUGCUGCACAGGAAUCUGAAUGCCAAGAAAUGGGCAUCCUUGAUCAUGUUGACUGUUGGUAUCGCAAUUGUCCAAUUGCCUGCAGCAGCAAAGUCUAUUCCGGAUAACCCAGAGAUGAAUCGGGCAAUCGGUUUAAUAGCUGUAGCCGUGGCAUGCACAAUCUCUGGUUUGGCGGGCGUGUACUUUGAAAAGGUUCUCAAAGGGUCAAACACCACCCUCUGGGUCCGCAACGUUCAGCUGUCAUUCUACUCCCUCUUUCCGGCAUUCUUCAUUGGCGUUGUAGCAAAGGACGGUCGAGAAAUUCUAGAAAGAGGCUUCUUCGAUGGAUACAACAACGUCGUCUGGUCUGCCAUCGGAUUCCAAGCGUUCGGUGGAAUAGUGGUAGCGCUGUGCGUAAACUACGCAGAUAACAUUGCAAAGAACUUUGCUACGAGUAUAAGCAUCCUCCUAAGUUUUAUUGCUAGUAUCUAUUGUUUUGACUUUGAAGUUACUAUUGGAUUCAUGAUCGGCGCCAGCAUCGUGCUGUUCGCGACGUGGCUCUACUCCGCUCCGGACGGAUUAAUCCCCAAAUGGAAGCAAGAGUACAUCCCGUUGGAGCAGGCCGAUCCAAAGUCCGAUCACGACGGCAAGGGUCAUGAAGGAGAAGAGAUAGUGGGGAAGAGUUCUAUCGAUGGGCUGAAGAGGUCUGAUUAA
Molecule: messenger RNA, 1652 nt
Organism: Tuber melanosporum (Perigord truffle)
Lineage: Eukaryota; Fungi; Ascomycota; Pezizomycetes; Pezizales; Tuberaceae
Exons: 5
Coding region: 642-1652 (336 amino acids)
Biological process (GO): pyrimidine nucleotide-sugar transmembrane transport
Cellular component (GO): Golgi membrane
Molecular function (GO): UDP-galactose transmembrane transporter activity
Source: RefSeq, a predicted model, not a curated record